GACAUAGCUUGUCACGUGACAACUGUUUAUAAACCCUGAGUUCUUCAUGUUCAGUUGGACCAUUUACAGAAGCUUUAAGUCAUAUUGGUAAAAUGUUCAGCUCAGUGACAAAUUGGUUGGGGGUAAACAUCAAGGGUAAAGAGGGUGCCACGUCUGAAGAAGACAAAGAAAAUGUAGCACAGCCUAACAAGGAGCAACAUUCCGAGAGCAGGGACAGCAUCAGCUCCACAUCCGUGGAAACGUCAACAAGCUCUAAAUCUCUGCCUGAGAGUGAGUCAGAGGAAAAUAAAUCUACAUCUGAAGAGGAAUCAAAUCCUGAUAUUUCAGCACUGCAUGCACUUGAAGAUGUGUCUUUAAAGGCCUUCAACACUGCAAAGGAAUUUGGAAAUAUCCUGUUCAAUUUUGGCAAGGCAGCAGGAAAGACUGUUGCAGAAACUGCAAAACAGUUGAAAACCACAGUGGAAGAAAAGACUAUCCUUGGGGAUUUCAGCAAGGAACAGGCAAAGUUUGUUGCAGAAAAAAAUGAAAGCAAAAGAUUGGAGGAUGCUGUGCCACCAUGGGUUGGUUACAACGAAGAAGAAGCCAUGAAAUCUCAGAUUCUGGCACUGUCUACUGACAAGAGGAAUUUUCUGCGAAACCCCCCAUCAGGUGUGAAGUUCCAGUUUGACUUUUCUAACAUGUACCCCAUAGCUUUGGCAACCUUGCAGGAGGAUCCAAAUUUGCAGAAAAUGAGAUUUGAUCUGGUUCCAAAGAAAGUGCCAGAAGAAACAUUUUGGAGAAACUAUUUCUACCGUGUCUCUCUCAUCAAACAGUCCAUGCAGCUGACAACUCUUGCUCAACAAGCAGAAGACAGCAGCAGCAGUUCAUGGUCUUCCUCAGUCAGCAUUGAGCAGAAGGAUACAGAACACAAUGUUAACCAGGAAGGAUUGAAUGAGUCGCCGGUGCCUGGCGCAGAGGCGGGCAAGGAGGAGGAGGUCCACGAAAGCCCCGCCAACGACGAGUUCGUCAGCGACACCUUCAACGGUCAGCAUCUGUGCGAGGAGGACGUGCGGCGGGAGAUGGAGCAAUUGGGGGUCAAGGACGACAAGAAGGAAGAUGAGGAGGCGGAGUGGGAGAAGGCGCUACAGCAGGAGCUGCAGGACUACGAGAUGGUGGGUGGGGCCGCCGAACUGGAGGACCCAGACCUUGAGCGCGAGAUCCUGCAGCAGAUCGAGGAAGAAACGCAGGCGUUGUCAUAGCAACAUCCCAGACAGGCAGCUGCCACCGUCGUCCUCUACGUCGCUUCUCUCCCUCUUCCUUCCAUCAGCAGACGCUGCACCUUACCAUCUUUCAGAGCUACGUGUGCAUCGUCAGUUCUUCAUCUACAAAAUCUGUGGCAGACGAUUUUUUUUAAUCCAAAGAAAGAUAUACAUCGGAUCAGGUUUUUUUUUCUAGUUGCUUGUGAUUGUUUCGCUACUAGAAGCGAUUUUGUUGUCUACCAUAAUAUUUUGUCAGUGAAGAGGGCUGAAUGACUGUAGAUAGCUUAAGAGGUUGCUGAGUGGGUGAAAUUUUAGUUCGUGGGUUUUUAAACAUCCACAAUUCUCCCAUUCAUUCCACGAGGGAUUUUUGAUAAUCACAUUAAUUUUAUUGUGUCAUUUAGUAUGGUUGCGUGCAUGUUUGUUGGGUGGAGGUUAGUCUCCAGUGUCUCAUGCUAUUCGUCAUGUGACAAGGAUCGAUACAGACACUCGCUGCACAUAUCACGUACACCUCCGCCCUCCACUUCCCGUAGUUGGGUGAGCGCUUUGCCUGACUUUUUGUGCCAGGAAAACCAAUGGGACUUUGACCCCCUGACCUCUAGUUCUUCUGCCGACCACCGUGGUCUGUGCACGCUGUUUCUACCUUACCUUGAAGUCUUCAGUCCCCUGAGGAAGCAUUAGGUUCUGCCAUACGCAUACCGAUUGUAUCUCAGUUGAGCAUAAAAUAUCCGGGGGAUUUUUUAAAUUCUUUUUCGUUGCCUCCUUCCUCUUGCUAUUUUUCUACUCGGUCCUGACCCUUUCCUGCCAUUAACUGGUAAGCUGCUCCUGUACUUUCUCAACCGUAAGCUCUCCACGCGCACUUAUCACUCUUGUGUCGCUCUCCUUUCCGUUUGCCUUUUCUCUUGCAGCACAUGUGCAUCCUUCUUCAGCAGCUGUUGCGGCCACAGCCUACCCCCUACCCCACCACUACCUCACCUGACUCCCACCCUGCAUGCUUUUACCGAUCUGGGAUCCUUUGUUGUAAGAGCGAGACAGCCAUACAAUCAACAGGUAGCCUUAACACCUGACAGGUGUUGUAGACGUGUGUCCAUUAGCUGUCGGGUGUCCUCCAGUCCCUGUGACCGCUUCACCUUCAGUUUUCCUUUGCACUCUUCCUAGUCCCUUCCUUGUCCCCGCUGUAAAUGUUUUAUUUAUUCUAAGAAUGGAGGGAACAUGAAGUAUGAUUUUUUUAGGACUAUUAACAAAUUCUGCUAUGAAAAGACCAAGGCUUUUUUACGAAUAUUUUUGUGCAAUGGUGGUGGUCUGUUCUCCGUCAUUUGCUGUCGUUUUACCUUUAGGUGAUUCCUUUUCUUUCCGCCCCCUUACCUUCAGCACCCAGGUACGAGCUUUGUCUGAACCAUCACCACGUUGUAAAAAAAAAAAAAAGCCAUGACGGUUCUGUUGCAAAACAUUGUACCAUGACCAGAUGUCUGGGCUUGGUCUCUUGACACCCUUUGUCUGUCGCUUCUCAGAGCAUCUCGUCCGCACCGCUCGCUUCCCGCAUGUGACAGUCACGUGGCCUCCUGUAGAGAAGGACGAUCUUUACAGUGAGCUCAUGGAGAGGAGAGCAUCUCCACUGACCGGGCAGUUCUUGGUGCCUGCGUGCUUUUUCCGCCAUGCAUGAAGACAAAAUUUCUUUUUAAGAAUAAGUUUUGCUGAACGCGCCAAUUAAUGCACCCUAAAGCCUUUGCUUUUAUUCCCAGCUACUGCAACCCAAUACUUUCUUUUAUUCUUGUAAAGUUUUGCAAAGUAUGAAGAUGUCGACGUGUUUGCUUAGUUCUUGUCUUCUAGAAGAUUUUCAACAUUUUUUUCCCACCUUUAGGCGUACUUUAUUGAUUUGUCUUCUUAUUAUUUGUUGAGAAAAAACUUUAAAGACAUUGUCUUGUUGCACUAGAGUACAUCUCUCUUUGAAAGGCUUUCAUGUGUUAUCACAAAAGUAGGUCAAUGUCCAUGCCACAUUCCUGACUUGUUUGUAUAGCACUUAAUGAAUCAAACCAUAUUUUAGCAUUUGCUCUUAUUUUAUUGUUUCGCUGGCCAUGCUAGUUUAGUGUGUUUUCUUCUCGUCUGUCACUUGAAUAAUUUUUUUUCUCGCCGACACUCAAGAUGCGCCUCGACUGAUAUCAGCAUUAAUUUUGACGAGAACUGCGACACAGAGUUAUCUUUUUAAAGUCGUUGGAUACGCAUUGUAUAGGGCAGCCGUGUUUGGAGUUUGUUGCGAGGACAAGGGCAUUAGCUGUUAAGGUAAAUGAAAACAAAAUCAUAGCAGAAGCCAGAAGGACUGUACAUGAACCGCUUCUAUCAGCUGAAUUGAGGUAAUGGAUAAUAGGUAAUAGAUACCUCCUGCAGCUGUCGCGAAGGACAAACAUUCAGGGGACUUUUACGGUUUACGAAGUAACUUGAAAAAGGGAAUGUAAGCGGUGUACCGGCGAAACAGCACGACUACCGACGCCGCACACUUUCCGACCUCUUGGGCCCACCUCUGUGGAUGAUAGAGUGAUAAGUGUGUUUACGUGUAGCUGGCAAACUGGUAGCCAAAAGGUUAAGGCCACUCUUUUUUAUAGCGUCUUUGUUUUGCUUUCCUGCAGCAGUCUGUUCUCACUGCUGCUUACCUUCACUCAAACAGAUUGGAAGGCACUGAAACUUAGCAUCUUCGGUGUUAGUUGACUUGUUUGUUGUCUUCUUCAGGUGUACGUCGGAAAAUGAUGCCGCGUAGUGGUAAAGUUAUGACUCGGAUUAUUACAUGCACGUUUUAGCUGGUAGGUUGACCUACAUGAUAUGAUUGCUGUGAGCUUUGUUUCUUAUGUAGCUUUCUUUUUCAAUUAUAUUUCAAUAAGUGAGAGUCGCAGUGACGGGAAUAUUUACAGAAAUAUUUAAAUGUUUAUGCUUACUGGAGAGUGUGUGUGUCCACAUGUUGCUCUUUAUGGUACAGAGGACCACGACAGAGUUUGCGACUUAGUUUUCUGUAAAAAAUGUGGUCGAGUCGGAGUUGUUGUGAGGGGUCAUCGCACCACAGAUCUUUUGUAGUCUUGGUGUACUUUUUUAUUUCUUAGCGCUGUCCGAAUAAGCGGCGGUGGAGUGGCUUGUGAUGGAAGUGGCGAGCAGUUGGCGUCAUUCCACAAUGUGAAGGUGAAAGUGCUCACUCUGGGGUUGACGUAGUACUUCGUUCUCAUUUCACAUCUGAUGUGGUCGUUAGCUGCGCCGUCCUUGCCGGCAGCACAUUCCGAAAGUAGUUUUGUUUUGGCAACGAAAGUAGAAUAGUCCGCAUACAAUUCUUGCCUCAGCAGCUAUUGUGUCAGAUAACGCAUAAUUUUCAGAGGAACCAAAAUGUGAGCUAGUGUACGUUCCAGGUAAGAGACAACUAUGCAGGAACUGUACAUGUAAUGCACAGGUGUACAUAUGUACAACUACGUAGCUUAUCACAAAAUCAAUCUGGUUGAAAACUUGUUAUGUUUCAGUCCGUGGCAACUGUCUAGUACCAUAGCUGUUGUUGAUCUUAUUGCAAAACUUUGUGAUAUGUGUGUAAUUUUAGGCGGCCGUGAACAGUAAUACAGCACACGUUACAUCUAGUAAUGCAGUUCACAUUAGACUGAGUGAUGCAGCACACGUUACACCGAGUAAUGCAGUACACACCAUGUCAAAUAAAUGAACACACCUUACACCGAUUAAAGCACCAUAGAUUCUGUAGCACAUAUUACACCCGAGUAAUGAACAUAUGUAAUGCCGAAUGAGGCAGCACACAUUACCUCGGGUGAUGCAGAACACGACACCUAGUAAUAAGAUCUUGAGAUGCCAAAAUGGUUGCGUCAGCUACGACACAUUGGUAUAAUCUGUUUAAUCCCGAGGGUAGAGCAGCAGAUUGUGCCGUCCUAACGGUGAAAGGGCAUCACGUCAACUUUCGGGGGUCAGGUAGGAUUUAUUACCAUCUCUUUUUAUUUUUUACAUCACUGAUAAUUGCACUGUUUUUAAGGUGUUCAAUCAUAGGGUUUUUAAAUGAUUGUUUUGAGAUGGGAGACUCCAGACAUCUGCACGAGGCAGAGAAAAAGCCUUGACAUCAGGGUGAGAGAGAGAUCACUGGGAAGGAAGUGAGCGCUGAUAAUUUUAGCAGUUUUCACAAACACAGGAGGGAAAAUAGGACUGGAGAGGGGAGAUUUCCGGAUGGGAUACUAGUAAAAACAAGCGUAAAUUUUGCCACAGGCAGAAAAACGGAAGCUGUGGUUUAUAGGGAAGUAGACACGUGUCACGUUUAGGCCGAGGCCUUAAGAUCUGUGCCACGAGGAGGAUUCCCAACGGCUCGCUGCCAUCAUGUCAGAAUUGGGCAAGUCGGAAAUACUGAGGUUUGAUACAGCGUAGCCAGUGUGACUAUGGCCUGGUGGCUAAAUUGUUCUUCCACACUUAUUUCAGCUGUUUCUGUGGUGCACUUCAACGGUGACACCUUUGUACAAGACGAGCAUCGUCGCUAUGUUAGUGGGUAGUCGAUCUGCUCGCGUUCGCGAAACACCGUUGAGGGCGAUUGCCACGUCACGUGACCAGUAUUCGCUCAUGUGAUUACUCUCUUUGCAGACCUCGGGUACUUUCACUGUCAGUUGCUCACUUUCAAUCUCGAAACUUUGGACGAUUAGAACCGCGAAGUAAAUUGGAUUGUAAAUAGGACGUUGCCUGGGGAUGUGCUUGGAUGGGGAUCGGGAUGGAGUAGGGUUCCUACCCUCCCACCUUCUUGUUGAUUAGAUAGUAAAGUUGUUUACACCUGUAGAAAGUGGCAGUCUCGACUGUUAUCACAAGUGUAUGUACAUAUUUGUAAUAUCUUGUUACAUCCUGCUGUUUACAGAGGGAAUUAAAAUCAACUCGUACAAGUUUA
Pomacea canaliculata is the source of this 6129-nucleotide messenger RNA. Its product is annotated as synapse-associated protein 1-like. The coding region runs from base 93 to 1238 and encodes 381 amino acids. The record is from RefSeq and is a predicted model, not a curated record. The transcript is spliced from 9 exons. Gene Ontology annotation, cellular component: synapse; cytoplasm. NCBI's taxonomy places the organism in Eukaryota, Metazoa, Mollusca, Gastropoda, Architaenioglossa, Ampullariidae.